GGGGCGUGCGGAACGCUGAGACUUCCCCAGCUGCCGGCCGGCCGGGAGAGAGAGAGGCUGGGGGCUUCCCUUAAAGGGGCCGCGCUGGCUACGGAGUGAGCAGCAUUGACGAGAGAGCCGGAGGCCUUAGCAUGGUGGCGGCCCUGCUUCCUUCUGCACCAUGGGCUUUGGGACCCAGCUGGGGCUGCUGCUGUGGAAGAACUUCACCUAUCGGCGCAGGCAGACCGUGCAACUCGCCAUUGAGCUGCUGUGGCCCCUCUUCCUCUUCUUCAUCCUGAUCUCGGUGCGGCAGUCGCACCCCCCCUUCGAGCAGCAUGAGUGCCACUUCCCCAACAAGGCCUUGCCCUCGGCCGGGACCCUGUCGUGGAUUCAGGGCAUCAUCUGUAACAUGCACAAUCCCUGCUUCCGGUACCCCACGGCCGGCGAGACGCCCGGCGUGGUGGGCAACUUCAACCGGUCCAUCAUCUCCCGCCUGUUUGCUGAUGCCCGGAAGGUGCUGCUCCAGGCCACCAGCAAGCAGACCCUGAGCCGCUGGGGCCAGCUCCUGCCUGCCUUGCCCCGGCUCCGGGAGAGCGGAGCGCCCGUCCAGGGCUACCUGAGAGAGGGGGAGACCUUUUCCCACUUCCUCCGGGCCAACGCCUCCCUGCCCCCGGCCGUGGCAGAGCAGCUGCUGGGAGCCCGGCUGGACCUGCCCGUGAGCCUCCUGUCCCCCGUGGCCUUUGGGUUUGGCUGCGAGUCCUUCUCCCUGUACGAGGAGCAGGGCACGGGGAUCCAGUGGCAGAACCUGAACUCCAGCCCCGUGCCGGACGACGCUUACACCUUCGCCACCUCUCUGACGCUGCUGCUGCUGGACGCGUGUCUCUACGGCCUGGCCACGUGGUACAUCGAGGCUGUCUUCCCAG
Molecule: messenger RNA, 902 nt
Organism: Pelodiscus sinensis (Chinese soft-shelled turtle)
Lineage: Eukaryota; Metazoa; Chordata; Testudines; Trionychidae
Source: RefSeq, a predicted model, not a curated record